Penicillium cataractarum is the source of this 1572-nucleotide messenger RNA. RefSeq lists its product as uncharacterized. The transcript has 4 exons. Gene Ontology annotation, cellular component: membrane. Gene Ontology annotation, biological process: transmembrane transport; carbohydrate transport. Gene Ontology annotation, molecular function: carbohydrate:proton symporter activity. NCBI's taxonomy places the organism in Eukaryota, Fungi, Ascomycota, Eurotiomycetes, Eurotiales, Aspergillaceae. The record is from RefSeq and is a predicted model, not a curated record. Bases 1 to 1572 code for a protein of 523 amino acids.
AUGGCGUUGCGAUUCCGGCCCCCAAAGUCAACCCAAAGGGUCAUACCAGCCAAGCCCUCAAAAGGCCAUUUCCUCUUCGCUCACCAGGAGUUCCAGCGGGUGCCCUGGUGGAAGAGGAAGAACAUGCGUACCCUAUACAUCUACAUUGUCAUCCUCAUCAUGACCAACACAGCAAACGGUUUUGAUGGCUCCAUGAUGAACGGUCUUCAGACCCUUUCCUACUGGCAGGAAUACUUCAACCACCCUCACGGCUCGCUCCUCGGUCUCUUUAAUGCCUCUAUGAGUCUUGGUUCACUGAUUGGUCUGUUCAUCGUGCCUUACAUGAUCGAUGCCUGGGGUCGCAGACUUGGGUGUUUCGUUGGAUGUCUCAUCAUGCUGCUUGCAGUGGGCCUGCAGUCUGGGGCUACGGGCUUUGGCAUGUUUAUCGCUGCGCGUCUCCUUAUUGGAUUUGGUGACUGUCUCGUUCUCGGGAGUGCUCCACUGUUGAUCGCAGAGAUUGCACAUCCGCAGGAUCGCGCCGUUCUAGUCACACUUAGUGGUGCCUCGUAUCACUCUGGCGCCUUUAUUGCUAGCUGGGUGACAUUGGGUACUUUGAAGAUUCAGAGCGACUGGUCGUGGCGUCUCCCAAGCUUACUGCAGGCCAUUUGUACCAUUGUCAUCGUGUGCGGUAUCUGGCUGAUGCCGGAAAGCCCUCGUUGGCUAAUGAGCAAAGGAAGACACGAUGAAGCCAUGCGGAUUCUUGUCAAAUACCAUGGCGAAGGUGACCAGGAUGAUGCAUUCGUGCAUCUAGAAUAUGCAGAGAUCAAGGCCGCCAUUGAUAUAGACAAGGAGAUUGACCAAACUCGCUGGGUCGACUUUUUGAAGACCAAGGGUAACCGGAGACGAAUUGGUUUGAUCACCGCUCUUGGCCUCUUCAGUCAAUGGUCUGGGAAUGGCCUGAUAUCGUACUAUUUGAAGCAGGUUAUGGAUAGUGUUGGUAUCACGAAGGCGUCUACACAACUGGGAAUCAACGCCGGUAUCAAGACUGAAGCGUUACUCACCAACUUUAUCCUGGCCUUCUUCAUUGAUAAAUUGGGAAGGCGGCCAGUCUAUAUGGUUUCGACAGUGGGCACGUUCGUGGUUUUCAAUGCAUGGACUAUCGUGUCAGCACGGUACGCAAUUGCGGCGAAUCAGGCACUUGGGUACAUUUUCGUGGUUCUGACCGUUCUCUACGGACUGUUCUACGAUAUCAAAUCCGGUCUAAUGGCAACCUAUACCACUGAAAUUCUUCCCUACGGCCUUCGUGCCAAGGGCUUUACUUGGCUGAACUUUUGCGUCACCGCAGCGCUCUUCUUCAACCAGUACAUUAACGCGAUUGCUCUCGAUGCAAUUGGUUGGAAGUAUUACAUUGUCUACUGCGUUUUCCUAGGAAUGGAAGUGUUCACCCGCUAUACUCCCAUGGAGGAAAUCGCCAAGUACUUCGAUGGCGAUGACGCGGUUGAUGUUGGCGAGAUUGCCGUCGCGGAUAUGAAAGAGCAAGCUAGGGAGACAGAGGGCAAGGCGGCUACAGUUCACGUUGAAGUGAAGGAGUAA